UUUUAAAAAAAAAAAAAUGUUUAUCAAUAGAUUAUAUUCCAAUUCUAUAUUAAUAAAACUUUUAAAUAAUCAUCCUCGUAAUUUAUUUAAUGUAAUCAAUAAUUAUAAAAAUCCAACAUUUCAACUUAUAAAUCAUCCUUCAAUUAAUGUUAUUCCAAAUAGGACAUACGCUAGUGCUACCAAAAAAUCAAUUACUGUGACUUUAUUAAAACCACCAAAAAAAACAGAACCCGUAGAAUUAACACAAGGAAAAUUUAAAACUUAUACCCCACGUACACCAGGUCUUCGUUGGUUAAAAAGACCCGUAAACGAUCAUUUAUGGAAAGGAAAACCAAUUCGUAAACUUACUGUACCUAAAAAGAAAAAUUCUGGUAGAAAUCAUCAUGGUUGUAUUACUGUAAGGCAUCAAGGAGGAGGUCAUAAAAGACGUAUUCGUGUAAUUGAUUUUUAUAGAUGGGAUCCUUCACCUCAUGAAGUUAUUCGUAUUGAAUAUGAUCCAAAUCGUUCCGCUCAUUUGGCUUUGUUACGAAAUACAAUCAAUGAGACAUAUUCUUAUAUUAUUGCUCCAUACAAUCUUCAACCUGGUACUAUUGUAAGAUCAUUUCGUCGAUCUUCAAAUAAUGAAAGUGUUCAAAAUUUUCAAGAUUCUGAGAUAACAAAAGUUAUACCUAUAGAAAAAGGUAAUUGUAUGCCAUUAAAAUUAAUUCCGGUUGGGACUACAAUAAGUUGUAUUGGGUUAAAACCUGAUGGUCCUGCAAUAUUAUGUCGUUCGGCUGGAGUUUCUGCUCAAUUGGUUCGUACAGGUGAGAAAGGUUAUGCUCAAGUAAAAUUAAAAAGUAGUGAAGUUAGGUUGAUACAUGUGGAUUGUUGUGCCACGAUUGGAACUAUUUCAAAUCCUGAUCAUCAACAUGCUACUUUAGGAAAAGCAGGUAGAAGUAGAUGGUUAGGUGUUAGACCAACUGUUAGAGGUGUUGCGAUGAAUGCUGUUGAUCAUCCUCAUGGUGGUGGAAGAGGUAAAAGUAAAGGAAAUAGGCAUCCUGUAAGUCCUUGGGGUGUUUUAGCUAAGGGUGGUAAAACCAGAAAGAAACCAAAUAAAUGGGUUAUUAAACCUAGACCGAGAAGAUAAAAUAAAAUAUCGAUUUUUUCAAGUUGUAUGAUUGAAUUGUUAUAUGAUUAAUAAAAUCAAAUUGUAUUUCAAAUC
Messenger RNA from Rhizophagus irregularis DAOM 181602=DAOM 197198, 1201 nucleotides. RefSeq names its product mitochondrial 54S ribosomal protein uL2m. Gene Ontology annotation, biological process: mitochondrial translation. Gene Ontology annotation, cellular component: mitochondrial large ribosomal subunit; ribosome. Lineage: Eukaryota; Fungi; Glomeromycota; Glomeromycetes; Glomerales; Glomeraceae. The record is from RefSeq and is a predicted model, not a curated record. Gene Ontology annotation, molecular function: structural constituent of ribosome; transferase activity; RNA binding.